Molecule: messenger RNA, 5732 nt
Organism: Bubalus bubalis (water buffalo)
Lineage: Eukaryota; Metazoa; Chordata; Mammalia; Artiodactyla; Bovidae
Gene: PDGFA
Product: platelet derived growth factor subunit A
Exons: 2
Coding region: 3889-5178 (429 amino acids)
Biological process (GO): positive regulation of ERK1 and ERK2 cascade; positive regulation of phosphatidylinositol 3-kinase/protein kinase B signal transduction; positive regulation of cell migration
Cellular component (GO): membrane
Molecular function (GO): platelet-derived growth factor receptor binding; growth factor activity
Source: RefSeq, a predicted model, not a curated record
AGGGGGGGCGGGGGCGGAGCGCUGUAGCUCAGGCCUGCGGUCACUGUGCGUUCACUGCGCGGCCCAUGCGACCCGGGACCUGCUGGGGGUGUGGGGGGGGUGUGCUGCCCCCGAGAGCAUCGCGGGGACACGGCCACGCGCCUGGAGGGAGGGGUCAGGCCGCCGUGGGGUCCCGUCUCCCACCCCGGCCCGAGCGGUGAGCUGGAGAGAUGCGGCCCGUCCCUGGAGGGUGGCAGGUGCUGGCCACAGUGUUGGCGCUCGGGGACCUGGCCUUCUUGGCCAGACUGCCCAUAGCAGCCCGGCGUCGUGACCGCCGCGCCGGGCCGGCUCAUGGGACCAGGAAGUGUCUCCCUGCCAGCACCAUCGAGCUGUUUUACAGAAAGACAAACACCCCAGAUGUGAGGUGAAGAUCAGCCAGCAGCCCUCUCCCGGGACACGGAUGUACAUGGCGUGUUACAUUCCUGAACCUACUAUGUACGGUGCUUACUGCCAGCGUGGUCUUUGUUCUCCUCCGUGAAAACUGUCUCCAUGCACGCUUUGGAGAACAAAGAGACAGUAUGCGUUGUUCAUGUGACAUCAAAGCAAGUAUUGUAGCGCUCGGUGAGACAAUAAGACGCUUCCUUGUCAAAAAACAGAGAGCAAACAAACCCACGAAACACGACAAACAGACUCACUCACAGAAAUAUCUGAACAGUUGCCGGAAUGGAGGGACGCCCCGAGGGACGGGAGGACUGACGUCUCGGCGGACUGGAUCUCUGUCCAGGGUGGUCACAGGUGCUUCUGCCGAGGAUGCAGAGCCUGCUUUCUGAAGGCUGCGAUCGGAGGCCGCGGGCUCUGCAGGCGCACGCAGGAGCCAAGACUGGGGAACCACAUCUCCUUGCCGUAGUGUUUGAGUCUUAUCCAGAAACUUCCCUGAGAGCCUUAAGUGGAUUUUUUUUUUUACAUCAUAAAGUGAUUAUUAAGCUUUCCUUUUUACUCUUGGCCUAGCUUUUUUUUUUAAUUAUCUCUUUGGAGGACAUUUACACCGAUGACACCAGGCCGCUGUGACAGUGAGGACAGGGGAUGGUCCCUUUCCUGCAGGAUGCAAGCGAACGAGCUGUAUUAAAAUAAACGUGGUAUGCCCACCCGUGCAUCAUUUCCUAAAUGUUUCUGGCUGUACGUGUUUCUUCUUGCCCCGUCUCACCCGCCUUUUAAUUUAAGCCAUUUCGAGAGAACUGCGUGAAGCAAUCACAUGCCAUUCCCCAGCCUCCUGCCUGCGUGGCCGGGCCUGAGGACCCGGCUUUCCCGAGCGGCGGCCCGGGCUUGCUCCCUGCUGCUGCCGUGUUUGGACAGAAACUAAACUCUUAUUUUUGGUAAGCUGUUACGCUUUACGUGUAUUCAACAGAAAUUCUGUGUGGUGUUGUUUAAUUUUGUUUUUUUUGUAAAGGUGAAGUUUGUAUUUUUGUCUAAUAUUACCAAGUUUUAUAUACCUGAGAGCCUGCCAUGGUUUUUUUUUUUUGAACCAAAAGGAAAAAAACAAACCCACCAAAAUGCAUUUACGGUGAAAAGCAUUUGUGGCCGCGGCCCAUCAGCGUCACAUGGCCUGUGGCCUGUGGUGCUGGAGCUCCAGGUGGUGACCGGGAGGUCUCGGUGUCCUGGGCCUGCCUCUGGGAUUCUGGAACCUAGAGGACCGGGCCGAACAGCUGCACCGGCAUCGUGACCUCACAGAGACACAGCGGCGCGCCCUAUCAGAUGCCAAGUGGAUGAGGAAGAUUUGAUCCCUCGGAGUGCGUGGACAGCAGUGUCUGCUGCGCCUGCGAACUGGGUCAGCCCUGUGUUGCCCGCGGCCUGCCGCCCCGUCCUCGCCUCAGAGCUCGAGUGACCGUCGGGACCCUUCUGUUGCCCUGGGGCCGUCUCCGGUGACAGGGAGCGUCCCAGGACUCACCUGUCUGUUAAGGAGCUUCUUCCACGCGCGGGUGUAGGACGCCUUUGAGCUAGCGCAUGGGGGUGUGGUCGCGGGCCGUGGCCCCGCCCCAAGGGGGACCGCCCCUCCCAGGAGGGGUGUCCCGCAGCGGCGCUCUGCGCGAUCCUGUGCUGUGGAUACAUGUCUGAUGUGAGAUGUACAAACGUGAUCUGUGUAUUUACGUCCGGUGAGAUGCCCAGAACCCUGCUCAGUUAUUCUUUCUUUGGGCAAAUGCGUCUGAUGGUCUGUCCAUUAAAGCAAUGGCGCAGAAAGGCUUGGUGUGCUCUUGGGGGAGAGGAACGCCCAGGAAGGGGUGGGACCCCCAGCGGCAGCCGGGAGGAUGUUGGUGGGGAGCGGCCACCACGUCUCACGGGACUGAGGGUCUCGGCCUGCUCUCCAUUCCCUGAUAAAGGCACUAGGCCCUGAACGCUGGCCCCUGCCCAGUGCCCGUCCAGCUCCAGGGCUCCUGGGAGGCCGCGUCAUCGACCCCCGAGGGGUCCAGGUGGCGUGCUCAGCUGGCUCAGCUCCCUUGUCCCCCAUCUGUUGUGAAUUUCCCUGGAAGCUCUAGACAGAAAUGGGGAGAACAGGCCCCCUAAGGAAGAUGUGGCCAUACAGUGGGGUGCUGGGCCUCCAAAACGGAGCCUGUGAAGGGCUGGGGAGCAGAACGCUUGUUGUAGGGGGCAUCCAGGGGUCAAAUGGUGAAGCAGGGAGUUGGGCUCCAUCCCGGGGGCCUUGGAAGUGCCCAUCAGAGCCGUCUGCCUGGGUUGUGCACCUGUGAACACACACAACUCCUUCAGGGCCUUUCUCUUGGCUUUGGGGGAGGCGGGCAGGAAGCCGGGGACCCCACUGUGGUGCUGAGUUUGUCAGCGGGAGGAUGCUGUGGGCACAGAGCUGCCCACAGCAGCCCUGGCAAAAGCAUGAGUGCAGGGCCAUGCUAAGCCCUGGAAGCACCGCGGCCACCUGCCGGCCUCCCCACCCCAGCCCCCUCUGAGAGUGCAGUCUGAAACCUGGGGUGGGCUUUGGGCCCUACCUGGCUGGGAAGUACCCCCAACCUCUGUGCUUUCUGCUGGCCUCGUGACCCCCCACCCUGGUCUCGUGACCCCUCACACUGGCCUCGCCAGUUCUGUCUAUUCCGUGGGGUACCAAUUACAGCUGAGUCUCGGGGCUCAGGCUGAGUGGGCGGCCCAGGUGAAGGAGCCAGCAUUUUUGGAGCCCUGUGGACAGCUGUCCCCCUGUGGGCCCCUGGCCUGAAUAGAUGAGCUAGUACCCUGCGCUACCCAGGCUGGGGAGGGCUGUUUGCCUAGAGGUCCAUCGGCAGACCCUGGCUCAUGUGCUGGGGGCCGCUGAGCGUGGAGUGUGGGAACGUGGCUCUGCCAGGCUCUUCCCUGCCAGGACCACCUGGCCCUGUGACCUUGGGCGACCUUGCGUGUGACCUUGGCAGGUGGUUUCCCUGCUCUUGAUUGGACAGCUGUGCUGGUCUGCGAAGUGAAUGUAAGAGCUUGUCCCAGAGCGGACGCUCCAGAUGGACUCAUGGGGCUCCCGACCCUGAACGGGAGCAAGAGGAGCUAGUCUCAGAUGGGGGAGCGUCUGCUGGGGCUGUGGGCUGAUGGACCCCGGGACCGCAGAUGACGGCCCGCCAGGCCCCCUUCCCCAGUGGGGCUGGGCUGAGUGUGAGAGCAGGGCCUCCCUGGAGCUUCCUCCCAUUGGGGCUGCUUGCCUGCUCACGGCUCCUUUCUGGGUGUCUCCUCACCAGCCUGGGACCCUGGGAGACAGGGCCAGGGUUUGAGUCUUUUCUGGGCCCCCAAGGGAGACCUGGUGGUCAAGUGGCCAGGAAGCUGUUUGCUCAGAGUGUGUCCCUGUGUCCCUGGGGCUGCUCUUGAGGGAGGAACCCAGGGUCACCCCUAGGCUGGAGACCAGGACCCAGCCUGGCCUCGGGGGUCUGCAGCAUGGGCAGGGCCUGGCUGUCACCCCACAGCGCCCCCAGCACCCCUCCACCAUCGGCUGGAAUCCACUCCCGCCCGCUGCAGGGCCAUGCGAUGCAAAGCUGGUGGCUUCUGCAGAAUAGAAAAGCGGCUAUUCAGACCAGGCCCUUCAGCUGCCAAAAAUGUGGAGUGUUCGCCGUCUGCCCCCGGCCCGUCAACCAGACCCUGGCCCUGUGCCCCCGGCCGAGGACCCUGCCUGGCACUCUGUGGGUGAAGCACCCCAUCCCACCACUCUGGCCCCGCGGCCUGCGCUGGCACCUGCCUCUGCAGGGCUGGCCACCUCAGGCUCCACCAGGCGCUGCGCUGUCCCGAAGGCCGCAUGUGGUUCUAGAGUGCAGGGUAGACAGACGGACGGAGACUUCUCCAGGUGGGGAUGCAGUGCAGGCCCCAGGCAGGCGGCCCAGCCCCAGCACUCACAGCCCUCAUGCGGCCCCUGGGCCUCAGGCUGCCCAUCUGGGGACGAGGAACCCGGAGUCACUAGCAGGCCCCUGGGCCCCGGCCUGCCCUCUUUGCACCUCUAAACUCUGGGCAGCCACGCCCUCUGCCCUCACAGGUGGGCUCACAGCCCGGCCCUCGCUCUUCCUGCUGCCCCUCCAGGGUGCUGGCCUCGCGGGCUUGGUGGACAUCAACCUGGGCAGCGCGGGGUGUCUGGUGUCUCCCUGGGUGCUUUGCGGGCUGGGCCUCCCUUGGGGCUGGCUGGUACUAGGAGCUGGGGUCCCUGCCUUUCUGUCUGGCGUCCCCUGCGUCCUUCCUGCAGGCCCUCAGGGAGGGGGAGCGGGCAGAGCCCCCUGCCUGCCGGGCCCCCAGCUGCUCCGAGGAGGUUGCAUUUCCGGAGGGAGAGGGGCGGCUGUGGGCUUGUCCGGACCUGCGCUCCCGGGGUCGCCGGCACCUGCGGGGGGGCCCCGCUGCUGCGUCAAGACGGAGGCUCAGCUCAGCCCGCGGCCGCCGCGGACCCCUGACCCCAGAGCCCCGUCCCUCGUCUGCCCUAGUCCCCAGCACAGUGGAGACCAGGAGCCCGGGUCCCCCACCACCCAGACUUCCUCCAGGGCGGGUCGUGGAAAAGCGAAACCCCGGGUUUUAAAUGCAGAGGGUGGUGGUUGUCACCGCUGGCCCCUAGAGAUGUGCUCCUUCGUUCAUUCUUGUCCCCGCAGAUGCCCUCCGGGGCUGCCCCAAGGUAUCAGACAGGAGCUCAGGGACCUCACAAGGCCUUGCUGUUGCUGGGCUGUUGUCAGUGAAGCUGUUUUCUUGGUUUAACUUUUGGGUCUUUGCUGGUGCGUGUUGACCCGUGCAGCUGGUGUUCGGAUAUUGUCCUGCAGUCCUGUGGCCUCGUUUUUAGCUCUGACGUCUGUGUGUGUCUGGGUUUCUUGGCAUUUUCCAUGUACAAGGUUGUGUCACCUUACAAUAGGAGUAGCUGACUGCUUUCUUCUCGAUCUAUUUCUUUUUUCUUCUUUAAUCGCCAGGGUGAGAACCUCUGGGAUAGUGGGGAGAAGCUGGCGGAGCAGACAUCAUUGUCUUGUUCCUGAUGGGGGGAAAGUUUUACGUUUUUCUGCCUUAAAUAUGGUGCCAGGUGUGGGUUCCUUCCAGGGUAAGGGAGUUCCCUCCUGUUUCUAGCUUGCUGAGUGUUUAGCAUGAAACGGUGUUGGAUUUUUUUCUGGGUGAUGCUUUUUCCACAGUAAUUGAGAAGAUCAUUUGUAUUUUUUUUAUCUUGUGAACAUAAUGCAUGUAUAUUGUGUGUGUAUACAUAUACACACACAUUUACACACACACAUACACGCACACACUUACAUACAUAUAUACACACAUAUGUA